AUGGCGAAGCGGAGCGUCUUCCGCCCUUGUAUAGAUCUACAUAACGGCGUAGUCAAACAGAUAGUAGGUGGGUCACUGUCCUCCGAUGACUCCUCCCUGAAGACAAACUUCGUCGCCAGCCAGUCCCCAGCAUACUACGCACAACUGUAUAAAGACAACGACCUUACAGGAGGACACGUGAUACUCCUUGGACCGGGUAAUGAUGCCGCAGCGAGGGAAGCGCUUGCUGCCUGGCCUGGGGGGUUACACGUGGGGGGAGGGAUCAACGAUACCAACGCCCUUUCCUGGCUGAGUGCCGGAGCGGAGAAAGUGAUUGUCACUUCCUUCCUCUUUCCUUCUGCAAAGUUCUCCCUCGAGAGACUAGAGAGGUUGGAGCAGCUGGUGGGGAAAGAGAGGCUCGUGGUUGACGUGAGCUGCAGGAAGAGGGGCGAGAAAUGGAUCGUUGCGAUGAACAAAUGGGAAGACCUGACCGACAUGGAAGUCACCGCUUCCUCCCUUCAACUACUCGAACAGCACUGCAGCGAAUUCCUCAUCCAUGCCGCCGACGUCGAAGGUCUAUGCCAAGGGAUCGACGCUGAGCUCGUACAAAGGUUAGGGGGGUGGAUGAGCGUCCCGUGCACUUAUGCGGGCGGGGCUAGAGAGCUGGCAGAUUUGGAGCUGGUUCAAAGACUAAGUGGGGGAAAAGUGGACUUGACUUUUGGAAGCGCAUUGGAUAUAUUUGGUGGGAAGGGGGUGAGGUUUGACGACCUGGUGGAGUACAAUAGGAGGGAGUUAUAG
This is a messenger RNA of Dacryopinax primogenitus, 777 nucleotides long. RefSeq names its product 5-proFAR isomerase. Gene Ontology annotation, cellular component: cytoplasm. Bases 1 to 777 code for a protein of 258 amino acids. NCBI's taxonomy places the organism in Eukaryota, Fungi, Basidiomycota, Dacrymycetes, Dacrymycetales, Dacrymycetaceae. Gene Ontology annotation, molecular function: 1-(5-phosphoribosyl)-5-[(5-phosphoribosylamino)methylideneamino]imidazole-4-carboxamide isomerase activity. Gene Ontology annotation, biological process: L-histidine biosynthetic process; L-tryptophan biosynthetic process. The record is from RefSeq and is a predicted model, not a curated record. The transcript is spliced from 2 exons.